GUCCUUAGUUCCACCCAGUGCCCUCAACCCUAUCUCCUCUCUUCACUUUCACACAACCCCCUCCACCCUCUUAAACAGUUACAACCUGUCCUCCCGCUUUCCUCCUGAUUUCCUCAGCUUAAGUCAGGAACAAACUGCCGUUGGGACUCAAUUUACCAGGAUCCUCCCUCCUCCCACCCCACCCUGCUCCCAUCCGUUGAUUAAACAAACAUUGGCUCCAGUAUAUUUUUGGACAGUAAAGCCAGGCUGAGUUCAGCUGUCUGGCCAUAAUAUGCAUGUUCUGCCUAUGCCAAGAAUCACGGAUGAGCUUUUUGUAGGAGACGGAUAUGACCGACGGAGACCCAGAUCUGGUGUACCUGGUGACAGGGGGCUGUGGCUUCUUGGGGGAACAUGUGGUUAAGACCCUGCUGUCGAUGGAGCCCCGGCUCAGAGAGCUUCGGGUAUUUGACCUUCACCUGGGGCCCUGGCUGGAGGCACUGAACCCAGGUCCUAUGCAGGUGACCCCAAUCCAGGGGGAUGUGACUCGUGCAGAGGAUGUGGUGGCAGCUGUAGCUGGAGCAGAUGUAGUCAUUCACGUGGCAGGGCUGGUGGAUGUGUGGGGAAGGAAUGACCCUGAGGUCAUCCACAGGGUUAAUGUUCAAGGGACUCAGAAUGUGAUUGAAGCCUGUGUGCAGACUGGGACUCGGUUCCUGGUGUACACUAGCAGCAUGGAGGCCCUGGGGCCCAACACCAAGGGACACCCCUUCUACCGGGGCAGUGAGGACACCCCCUAUGAGGUGAUACAUACAGAACCCUAUCCCCGAAGCAAGGCCCAGGCCGAGAGGCUAGUCCUUGAGGCCAACGGAAGAAAGGUCCGUGGUGGACUUCCCUUGGUGACAUGUGCUCUUCGUCCCACGGGGAUCUAUGGCGAAGGCCACCAGCUCAUGCUCGACUUUUACUCCAAUGCCCAGCACACGGGUGGGUGGCUUUUCAGGACUGUCCCUUCCUCUGUGGAACAUGGCCGAGUUUAUGCAGGCAAUGUUGCUUGGAUGCACGUGCUGGCAGCUAGGGAGCUAGGCUCCAGAGCCGCCACAAUGGGUGGGCAAGUUUACUUCUGCUAUGAUGACUCGCCUUAUAAGAGCUAUGAGGACUUCAACUUGGAAAUCCUGGGCCCCUGCGGCAUUCGCCUCCUAGGAACUCGGCCCGUUCUGCCUUACUUCCUGCUAUUUCUCCUGGCCACCAUCAAUGCUUUCUUGCAGUGGUUACUCCGGCCUCUGGUGGUCUACACAGCUUUAAUUAACCCCUAUACUCUGUCCUUGGUAAAUACCACUUUCACUGUUCGAACAGACAAGGCCCAGAGGCAUUUUGGCUAUCAGCCACUCUAUGGCUGGGAGGACAGUAGAGACCGUACUAUUUCCUGGGUGAAGUCCAGAAUGGGGUGUCCUGGUCCCCUUCCCCAUGACCAGGCUCUGAAGGUAGGAGAUCCUGGGUUCCAGAUUCCAUCCUCAUCUCAGCCAAGGGCUCUCCUCACCUAAGCCCUGAGUGAAGGUUAGCCUGGUUUCCCAUAAAUGACCCUAUCCAGAUUUUUCAUCUAAGGGCCAAAUCCUGAGAAGUGCAGCAAGUUUCAUAUUUUUAGAUUCUUUUCUCUAACUCUACUGAGGGAAAUUCCACAUAUGUUUCUAGUGACCAGAGCUCAGAAAAGGUAGAGCGGUGCUAAAUGCCAUUCUCUGAUACCCAACUGAGAGGAUAACUGUCCCUCUCCACUGGGCAUGAAAAGACAGGGCCUUGGGGAGAGGUGUACCUGCAUUCAGUGCCUUUCCACUUCCCUUCCCACCCACCACCAUCCCCCCCAAUGACAGCAGCUUCUUCCAUUCCUGAGAACACCCAGGGUUCUAGAUCUGGCCUCCUAGCUAGCCACGAACUCCAGGCCUCGCCUGGGAACUCUUAACAUUCUGUUUCGCCGUUUGCUGCCUUGUUAUCCUGUAGGAACCCCCCAUAAGACUGGCUCUGCCACCUUUGCCACAGUAUUAACCCAAUACCGACCUCCCCAAGCACUUAGACAUUAAACAUAUUUGCUUCUUC
Molecule: messenger RNA, 2061 nt
Organism: Trichosurus vulpecula (common brushtail)
Lineage: Eukaryota; Metazoa; Chordata; Mammalia; Diprotodontia; Phalangeridae
Gene: HSD3B7
Product: hydroxy-delta-5-steroid dehydrogenase, 3 beta- and steroid delta-isomerase 7
Exons: 7
Coding region: 327-1514 (395 amino acids)
Biological process (GO): steroid biosynthetic process
Molecular function (GO): 3-beta-hydroxy-Delta5-steroid dehydrogenase (NAD+) activity
Source: RefSeq, a predicted model, not a curated record